AUACAACCACAUCUAAUCCCAUAAUAUGUACACAACAAAGCUCUAUCUCCUUCCUCUCUUCCUCACCUUUCUCCCGUUCCUCGCCCAAGCCCGCAGUUAUGGCGGUCGUCGUGGUGGCAUAGCCAUUUACUGGGGCCAAAAUGGCUUCGAGGGAACCCUUAAUGAAACGUGUGCCACCGGAAGAUAUGAAUACGUCAACUUAGCUUUUCUUAACAUUUUCGGAGGGGGACAAGUCCCGUCUCUGAAUCUAGCUGGUCAUUGUGACCCGGCAUCUGGUGGGUGUGUUAUCCUGUCUAGUGAAAUCGAGUUUUGUCAGUCACGAGGUAUUAAGGUUCUCCUCUCCCUAGGGGGCGGUAUUGGAAAUUACUCAUUUUCCUCUAGGGACGACGCCAAAAACUUUGCUAAGUAUUUGUGGAACCAUUUUCUAGGAGGUCACUCAAAGUCUAGGCCCCUAGGAAAGGCUGCACUGAAUGGUAUUGAUUUUGAUAUUGAGUCGGGGUCCACUUUAUAUUGGGACGACUUAGCAAGAUUUUUACACGGGUACAGUCGUGGGAACGGAAAGAAGAAGGUGUAUCUAGGUGCCGCCCCUCAAUGUCCGUUCCCUGACAGGUUUCUAGGCACACCCCUAGAAACUGGCCUAUUUGAUUACGUGUGGGUCCAAUUUUACAACAAUCCACCAUGCCAGUAUAAUGGCAAUAUUACAAACCUUAUCGACUCAUGGAACUUUUGGAGCUCACAAAAGUACAUAAAGAAGUUGUUCAUGGGGUUGCCGGCCGCCACUCAAGCCGCCGGGAGCGGGUUUUUACCACCAAAUGUGCUUACCUCUCAAGUUCUACCCGAAAUCAAAAGAUCACCCAAAUAUGGAGGGGUUAUGUUUUGGUCCAAAUAUUGGGACGAUCAAAGUGGCUACACUCAACAAAUUGUCAACUUUGUUUGAAUUAUGAACCUAAUAAUUAAGUCGUCUUACCACAUUCAAUAAUGUGUUUGUUUUUUUUUAUUGUAUUUUUCCAACAUAAGUUGAAUCAAAGUUUGUGAUUGAAUGAUUGAAACCAAUGUAACCCAAUGCGUAUUGGGCUUACUGGGCUACCUAUUCUGGACUUAA
Molecule: messenger RNA, 1102 nt
Organism: Spinacia oleracea (spinach)
Lineage: Eukaryota; Viridiplantae; Streptophyta; Magnoliopsida; Caryophyllales; Amaranthaceae
Product: hevamine-A-like
Exons: 1
Coding region: 26-937 (303 amino acids)
Biological process (GO): carbohydrate metabolic process
Cellular component (GO): extracellular region
Molecular function (GO): chitinase activity
Source: RefSeq, a predicted model, not a curated record